AUGAAUGACGAAUCGCAAUUCACAGAAAAGGCACUUACUAUCUUGACCAUUGCACAAAAGUUGGCUCAAGAUCAUCAACAUCCUCAAUUGCAACCAAUACAUAUACUGGGUGCAUUUGUGGAGACCCCUGAGGACGGUACCAUAUCAUAUCUACAGAAUUUAUUUGAUAAAGCUCGUUAUGAUUAUGACAGUUUCAAGAGAAUAGUUAACAAGAACUUGGUCAGGAUUCCACAACAACAUCCAGCUCCACAACAAAUUACUCCAAGUUAUGCUCUAGGUCAGGUGUUGGAGAAUGCUGCUAAGAUUCAACAACAACAAAAGGAUUCAUUUAUUGCUCAAGAUCAUUUACUAUUUGCUUUAUUUAAGGAUUCAUCUAUUCAACAAGUCUUUAAAGAGGCUUCUGUAGACAUAGAAUCUAUUAAGCAACAGGCGUUGCAAUUAAGAGGUAAUCAGAAGAUUGACUCUCGUGGUGCCGAUACUAAUACUCCACUGGAAUAUUUGAAUAAAUAUGCUGUUGAUAUGACUGAGCAAGCUCGUGAAGGUAAGUUAGAUCCAGUCAUUGGUCGUGAAGAAGAAAUUAGGUCUACCAUCAGAGUCCUAGCAAGGAGAAUUAAAUCCAAUCCAUGUCUUAUUGGUGAACCAGGUAUCGGUAAGACAAGUAUUAUCGAAGGUAUAGCUGCUAGAAUUGUGGACAAUGAUGUCCCUGAGAUUUUGAAGAAUUGUAAAUUGUUCAGUUUAGAUCUUGCUGCUUUAACUGCCGGUGCCAAGUAUAAGGGUGAUUUUGAAGAAAGAUUGAAAGGUGUUUUGAAGGAGAUUGAACAAUCAAAGACGUUGAUCAUCCUUUUCAUUGAUGAAAUUCAUAUGUUGAUGGGUAACGGUAAGGAUGAUGCCGCCAAUAUAUUGAAACCAGCUCUUUCCAGAGGUCACUUAAAAGUUAUUGGUGCUACCACAAACAAUGAAUAUAGAUCAAUUGUCGAAAAAGACGGUGCUUUCGAGAGAAGAUUCCAAAAGAUUGAAGUCUCUGAACCAACCAUUAGACAAACCGUGGCAAUUUUAAGAGGUUUGCAACCUAAAUAUGAAAUUCACCAUGGUGUUAGGAUAUUGGAUAGCGCAUUGGUUACAGCUGCUCAAUUAGCCAAACGUUACUUACCAUAUAGAAGACUACCAGACUCUGCUUUAGAUUUAGUGGAUAUCUCUUGCGCUGGUGUUGCUGUUGCUAGAGAUUCCAAACCUGAAGAGUUAGAUUCUAAAGAACGUCAAUUACAACUAUUGAAGGUGGAAAUUAAGGCUUUAGAAAGAGACAAGGAUGCUGAUUCUACUACCAAGGAAAGGUUACAGAAAGUUAGACAAAUGGAAGCUUCCUUGGAGGAGGAGUUGCAACCAUUAAGACAACGUUACAACGAAGAAAAACAUGGUCAUGAAGAACUUACAGAAGCCAAGAAGAAGUUAGAUGAAUUAGAGAACAAGGCAGCAGAUGCUGAACGUAGAUACGAUACUGCUACUGCUGCUGAUUUGAGGUAUUUUGCUAUUCCAGAUAUUAAGAAGCGUAUUGCUGACUUAGAAAACAAGGUUGCAGAGGAGCAAGAACGUGCAGGAGCUAACUCUAUGAUUUCAAAUGUUGUUGACUCUGAAACUAUUGCUGAAACAGCAGCUAGAUUAACUGGUAUUCCUGUAAAGAAGCUAUCUGAAUCUGAAAAUGAAAAAUUGAUUCAUAUGGAAAAGGAAUUGUCUUCUGAAGUUAUUGGUCAAAUGGAAGCCAUUAAAGCUGUUUCUAAUGCAGUUAGAUUAUCUAGAUCUGGUCUUUCUAACCCAAGACAGCCAGCUUCUUUCUUAUUUUUGGGUUUAUCUGGUAGCGGUAAAACUGAACUGGCUAAAACCAUCGCAAGUUUCCUUUUCAAUGAUAAGGAUAUGAUGAUUAGAGUCGAUUGUUCUGAGUUAAGUGAGAAAUACUCUGUUUCCAAGUUAUUGGGUACAACAGCCGGUUAUGUUGGUUACGAUGAAGGUGGUUUCUUAACCAAUCAACUUCAAUACAAGCCAUAUUCUGUGCUUUUAUUUGAUGAAGUUGAAAAGGCCCAUCCCGAUGUUUUAACAGUCAUGUUACAAAUGUUAGAUGAUGGUAGAAUCACAUCUGGUCAAGGUAAAACAAUUGAUUGUUCCAACUGUAUUAUCAUUAUGACAUCUAAUUUAGGUGCUCAAUACAUUAAUGCUCAAGAAGGUUCAAAGAUCACAGAUGAAACGAAAAACCUGGUCAUGGGUGCUGUCAAACAACAUUUUAGACCUGAAUUUUUAAACAGAAUUUCUAGCAUUGUUGUUUUCAACAAACUAUCAAGAAAGGCUAUUCAUAAGAUUGUUGAUAUCAGAUUGAAAGAAAUUGAACAAAGAUUUGAGGCCAAUGACAAACAUUAUAAGUUAGAUGUCUCUCCAGAAGCCAAAGAUUUCUUGACUAAAUACGGUUACUCUGAUGAUAUGGGUGCACGUCCAUUGAAUAGAUUGAUUCAAAAUGAAAUUUUGAACAGGUUAGCCAUGAGGAUCUUGAAGGGUGAAAUCCAUGACAAGGAAACUGUUAAGGUUAGAUUAGUUCAUGGAAAGCCUCGUGGCAGUGGUGAAAAGGAGGACCAAGAAGAGAGGUUGGAAGUUGUACCUAACCAUGAAGCCAAGACUGGUGGACAAGAUCAAAACUAUGAUUACGAUGAAGAUAUGGAUGUUGACGUAGAUUAA
Messenger RNA from Arxiozyma heterogenica, 2718 nucleotides. It is a transcript of the gene HSP104, whose product is annotated as chaperone ATPase HSP104. The coding region runs from base 1 to 2718 and encodes 905 amino acids. Gene Ontology annotation, cellular component: cytoplasm. The transcript has a single exon. Lineage: Eukaryota; Fungi; Ascomycota; Saccharomycetes; Saccharomycetales; Saccharomycetaceae. The record is from RefSeq and is a predicted model, not a curated record. Gene Ontology annotation, molecular function: ATP binding; ATP hydrolysis activity. Gene Ontology annotation, biological process: cellular response to heat.